AUGUCUGGGGCGCAAUAUGGGGAGCGUGGGGGAGGUCUGCACGCUUCAGGCCUGUCCAAAGAUUCGAAUGGCUCCGCUAUUGGCGGAGCUGCAGACCUCCAAAACCUUCACUCGUCCUCGUCUCCUCGGCACGUUCACUUCCCUCCCGGCCACUUCCAAACUUCCUCAGGCUCGUCUUCGGCGAUACAGUCGCUCACUUCCGCCAGCACAAUCGACAGCAAGCUGGAUCUGUCGCCCACGGACAACGUUGCUCGUAAGGGCGUCCUGCGGGAGUCCUUCUUCCCUGACUGGAAAGAUGACACUGGAGGGCUGGCCGAAAUUGAAAGCCCAGAGGAAAUGCAGCGGAAAGACCCGUUGGGAACACAGAUAUGGAGGCUGUUCAGUCGGACGAAGGCGCAGCUACCGAACUCGGAGCGCAUGGAGAACCUGACAUGGCGGAUGAUGUCCAUGAACUUGAGGCGGAAGCAGCUCGAGAGACAAGAGCUGUCUCGACGGAGUAGGAUGCAUGCAAGCGCACCCAGCGGAAUCGCGCAACUGCGAAGCUCCGUCGACCAUCAGGCUUCGCCGACGAUGCAAUCCUUGGAUUCUAUGAAUCUUGACGACUUCAUUGUUCCAUCGUCCGUAGCAUCCCCGGCAGGGCUAUCGCCUUCAGCCGCACACGAGCCGGAUUCGACUAGCACCAGUGCUACUGCACCUGGCAUCCCGAUAAGGCGAUCAAGCCAGAUGAACGACCAGGACCUGCUUCUUCGCGCUUCCGCUCCUUCAGUACCACCUGCGGUCCAAAGAGGCAGCGAGUUUGGAUAUGUACAACGGCACGUGCGCAAGACAAGCAUUGACGAAAGAAGGCCCCCCAAGAGACGAGCAGAAACAUCGCCUCAAGUUCCAGCUGUCAACAGCAUUAUGAUACCCAAUGAUCCUGAUUCAGAAGCGGCUCUUAAUAACUACAGCCUCGACCAAUCCCACCUUCAUCCAGCGUAUCAACCCCAAGCUCUGCACCCUUCGCAAGUACCCUUUGCUCUCGACACUUUCAACAUUGACAACGAUCCGAUCAUGAGCUCUGCUGGCCCCUUCCAGCAGCAGUUUGCCUUCUCGCCGGUCGGCUCUCCGAUGAUGAACCAGAAUACCUUCUCCAGCAUGUUCAACCCGCAGUCAAUGGCCUCUUCUCUAAACUCGACCGACUACUAUUCAUCCCCCGGUUCCGCCUAUCCGUCCACUGUUUCCACUCCUCAGCCAAUACCGGAAGGCGAGCAUAUCUAUUUCGAUCGCACUGGCAUGGACAUACGACGGCCACAUCCCAUGCAAGGCUAUGGAUCUCAUCAACCUUCAAACCUUUCGACCUCAAUGCAACCUCAGUAUAUCUUCAACCCCAAUGGGGACACCUUGUUCAGCGCCAUCACACCAUCCGGGCCUCCUGCGCCCUUCUCUGCACCGUCAUCCCAUCAGUCAAGUCACAUCGAUCCGAGCCAGGUGCUGCACUCGGACUUCUCGACCACUCAGUAUCCCGGCAUGCAAAUCUCUCGUCAGGAGAAUAUGUUCACUUUCGGCGCCGACUCAGACAACGAGGAAGAUGAAGGAGGAUCGUUUCCAGAUCGGACUAUGCCGAUGCAGACAGAUUACUCGCUAAUGGACGACCCGGCGAUGGACUUGACCGGUGGCUACCAGUGGGAAAUAAACCUUUCCAAUCAGUUCAAUCCUAUACCGGCACGCUAUCCCGCAGGACCACCCCGAAAGACAGUCACGAUCGGGCAAACCGAGAUGGUGCCUUCGCCGCAGGACUGGCACGGUGGUGGCAGUCUAGGUCGCACUCACGGGUCCGCGGCGUCCGUGAGCGACAUUCGCAACCGCGGUAACGAUCAGCGACGACAAAAGAUACCAAGAACCAGCUCGACUCCCAAUGCACCCGCCUUGGCGAAUUCAUCCGCGAUCCACCAAAGGCCGCAAUCGUCACCGAACUCUCCUCCAGAAACAGCUGGUUCGGCAGCACCUUCACGUCCUACAACACCUGGCGGUACCAAGACUGGAGAGCAGAAUGGGGUCCCUACCACUUGCACUAACUGUUUUACGCAAACAACGCCUCUGUGGCGGCGCAAUCCCGAGGGCCAUCCUCUCUGCAACGCUUGCGGUCUGUUCCUAAAGCUUCAUGGUGUUGUCCGACCGCUGUCUCUGAAGACAGACGUCAUCAAGAAACGAAACCGUGGUAGCGGCAAUACGGUACCGACCGGAGGCGGCUCUUCCACGCGCUCGUCAAAAAAGAACUCGCGUAAGAACUCGAUCGUGCAGACUCCGGCAACGACGCCGACAUCUGCUAGAGGCCCGACUGACUCAGAGUCACCCAAGUCAAGUGCCGGUUCAGCGACUGGUGCGCCCAACGCCGGAAGCAGCACUCCCAUGUCUGGAUCAACCUCAACCGUGAAAUCCGGUGUUGUGCCUAUUGCUCCCGGUCCGCCGAAACCAACAGUCACAACCGUCGCAAGCACAGCGCCUAGUCGAACCGUCACGAUUGCGCCGCCAAAACGGGUGCGGAGACAGAGCCGAUCUGGAGGUCAUCAGAUCGAGAUGGCGGACGCGGAUGACACGAGCGGGAAAGCGCCGGCACGCGGGAAGCAAAUGCAGCCUGCGGUGCCUACCAUGCCGUCGCAGUUUGCGAACCCGAUUCCCAUGGGCGCGAUGGGGCAGGGUGUUCCGCCGGGCGGUCACAGCGGACCGCAGGAGUGGGAGUGGUUGACGAUGAGCUUGUGA
Molecule: messenger RNA, 2739 nt
Organism: Coniosporium apollinis CBS 100218
Lineage: Eukaryota; Fungi; Ascomycota; Dothideomycetes
Exons: 3
Coding region: 1-2739 (912 amino acids)
Biological process (GO): positive regulation of transcription by RNA polymerase II; negative regulation of transcription by RNA polymerase II
Molecular function (GO): RNA polymerase II cis-regulatory region sequence-specific DNA binding; zinc ion binding; DNA-binding transcription factor activity, RNA polymerase II-specific
Source: RefSeq, a predicted model, not a curated record